Molecule: messenger RNA, 1236 nt
Organism: Acytostelium subglobosum LB1
Lineage: Eukaryota; Evosea; Eumycetozoa; Acytosteliales; Acytosteliaceae
Exons: 3
Coding region: 1-1236 (411 amino acids)
Source: RefSeq, a predicted model, not a curated record
AUGAUUGCCAACAUCAACAACCACACCAGCAAGAAGCGAUCACGAGACUUCAUUGAACCCGAACAACCAAGGGGCGGCCUACCCACACUCUCAACCGUUCAGGACAACACAAACGGCAGCAGACAGGGCCAGCCCCCACUGUCCUUCUCACCAGUGUCUCGCACAAUGUUCAGUCGCUCACUCCAGGAGAUACCUGGCCUAGCAACUAGCAGUAGCGAUGAUGACCAUAUCCUUGAUGACUACGAUGAACAACUAAGCCAAGAUAAUGACACGGAUGAUCAAGUAGGAGACGAUGAGGAUGAUGAAGACGAUGACGAUAUGAUACUUCACGAUCCAUUUGAGCUCGAGGCCCAUCCCUCUGAGUCAUUGGGUACCAUCAACAGAUACCUUGACAUGAUCAGAAAUAAGAAUGGUGCACCAUCUUUGUAUAAACCAGAUGUACAUAUACCUACUAGCGGCAACUUUGGCCGCCCUGACUCUCCAUGUUUCGCGACGUCUUCCGCUCCAUUGUCCAGUAACGAUCACGGCGCAUCACACAUGGCUCAUCCUUCAUCACCAUUGCCAUCUUCACCACCUUUAUCAUCAUCACAACAAUCACAACAAUCACAACAAUCUCAACAAUCACUUUACAACAACAGGAUUGGUGGCAAUGGCGGACAGGACCUGGGCAGAGUAGAGUUCAACUUGGAACAGAUGAAGAUAUUUGAUGAGGACGAUCCAGAGUUGAUUGAACUGAACACGCCUCACUGCAGCGAGUUGGAUAAUCAUGCUCCGAUGCCAUUGGGCGUCAGAUCCUUUGCCAACUCUCAGCGUCAGUCCUAUCAGUUGUCGCCCAUCGAGUCUGUCAUGGUGAGGUCCAAGAACCCAAUGGCACCAUUCCUUCUUUAUGGUCAUUCAAACAGUAGCUCAUCAUUAGCAGACACUAGUUGUGGUGGAUUGGAUGACACUACUGACCGUGAUGACGACAAUGAUGAAGACAGUGAUGAUGAGGAGCUAGCCUCCUUUACACCAUCAUCCAUCAACACAAUCAAACCAUCAAUAUACAGGGGUAUAACCAACUACUGGCGGCCAAUCAGUGGCAACAGCACCAACAACAAUAACAACAACAACUCUGACAACUCAAGCUCCAACAACUCCAACUCCAACCAUAUAUUCAACCGCGAGUCACCAUUCCACAGCACAAUCUCAGCGGCUGCAGCAGAUAGCAAUAACAGUUGGUACCGAGGCAGUAGGUAG